This is a messenger RNA of Penicillium soppii, 1521 nucleotides long. Its product is annotated as putative MFS transporter. Gene Ontology annotation, cellular component: membrane. Gene Ontology annotation, molecular function: transmembrane transporter activity. Gene Ontology annotation, biological process: transmembrane transport. Bases 1 to 1521 code for a protein of 506 amino acids. The transcript has 3 exons. The record is from RefSeq and is a predicted model, not a curated record. NCBI's taxonomy places the organism in Eukaryota, Fungi, Ascomycota, Eurotiomycetes, Eurotiales, Aspergillaceae.
AUGUCGAGUCCUAAGCGUCCAGAGUCGCCUGGGGGUACUGUCAAAAAGACAGAUACCCUGGGCACCAUGGACGAGCCCACCAAGCUCAACUCUGUGCCAGGUUUUAUGGAUGAGGUGACUCGAAUAGUUGACCACAAAGCUGAACGGCGCCUGUGUCGAAAGUUCGACUAUCGUCUUCUCCCUGUUUUGGCGGUUAUGUACUUGUUCAAUGCUUUGGAUAAGGGAAAUUUGGGUAAUGCAGAAACCGAUGGAAUGACUGACGACCUUCACUUCAAGCCAAAUCAGUACAACCUCCUACUGUCAAUAUUCUUCGUGCCAUUCGUGAUCUUUGCGCCACCAUUAUCAAUGCUGGGAAAGAAGUUCAGUCCAGCACGGGUAUUGCCAAUUCUGAUGUUCUCAUUCGGCUCUUUAACGAUGUUAUCCUCAGCCGCUUUCAACUUCAGCGGUAUGUUCGCCCUUCGCUGGUUUUUGGGCAUGUCCGAGGCUGCGUUCUUCCCGCUGGUCAUUUACUACUUGACCACUUUCUACCGCCGCGGUGAGCUGGCUCGUCGUCUGGCUGUGUUCUACGCCGCAUCCAACAUCGCAAACGCUUUCUCUGGACUCAUUGCUUUCGGGGUAUUCCAGAUCAAGGGAUCCAACCUUCCCAAUUGGCGCUACCUCUUCAUUAUUGAAGGUGGUGUCACUGUUCUCUUCGCCAUAUUUGCUUUCUUCUGGCUCCCACGCAGUGCCGCCGAGGCGAAAUUCUUAUCCGAGGAAGAGAAGGCGCUGGCAUUCCACCGGAUCCAAGUCGAUUCAAGUGCGGUUGUCAACGAGGAAUUCAGUUUCUGCGAGGCCAUUAAGAUCUUUAAGCACCCAACGACUUAUGUCUUCUUGUGCAUUGAAAUCUGUCUCGGUGUGCCAUUGCAGGGAGUCGCACUAUUUAUGCCGCAGAUUGUGGGACGAUUGGGCUUUCCCACUGUCAAAACUAAUUUAUACACCGUCGCGCCCAAUGUGACCGGAGCAGUGAUGCUGCUGAUUCUCGCCUUCACCUCCGAUUGGGUAAAACUUCGGUCGCCUUUCCUCGUUCUGGGCUUCUUGCUCACAUUCGCCGGGUUCAUGAUUUACGCCUCGAUCGAUGAUGUUCACCAGCAGGAGCAAGUGGCUUACUUUGCCACCUUUAUGAUGACUUGGGGUACAUCCGCUCCAUCGGUGUUGCUCAGCACCUGGUACAACAACAACAUUGCCCACGAGGGUCGCCGUGUACUGUUGACCAGUAUCGGCGUCCCGCUGGCCAACCUAAUGGGCUUGGUGAGCAGCAAUUUGUUCCGCAAACAAGAUGCACCCAAGUACAUGCCGGCAUUGAUCAGCGUCGGCGCAUUUGGAGCAACAGGUGCCUGCCUCGCUGGUUGCCUCGGACUGUACAUGUGGUUAGAUAACAAGCGCCGAGACCGUCGCGAUGGAGUCACUCUCCACGCGCGGGAUAUCCCAACAGAUCGCAUGAGAGAUGGACCGGCGUCUGCCGAGUUCCGAUGGUUUUUGUAG